This is a messenger RNA of Lagopus muta (rock ptarmigan), 7878 nucleotides long. It is a transcript of the gene BCAS3, whose product is annotated as BCAS3 microtubule associated cell migration factor. The coding region runs from base 255 to 3029 and encodes 924 amino acids. The record is from RefSeq and is a predicted model, not a curated record. Gene Ontology annotation, biological process: response to starvation; autophagy. Lineage: Eukaryota; Metazoa; Chordata; Aves; Galliformes; Phasianidae. Gene Ontology annotation, cellular component: cytoplasm. The transcript has 25 exons. Gene Ontology annotation, molecular function: protein binding.
GGGCAGCGCCGGCUGAGCUUCGGCAUCUCAACCGAACUUGGAUGAGCGCAACCGAACCCUGCGCCCUCUGCGUCCCGCCUACUUUGGAGGAGAGGACCGUGGAUUGGUCGGCAGAGGGGAGCAGCCCGCCUUCGGGGCCAUCUGAUUGGCUCGCGGUGUGAGGUGCGCUCCGUGUCACUCCCGGUGGGGGUCCCAAACACUGUCAGUGAGGAGCCGGGCUGAGGGGCGAGGCGGCAGGUAACUGCAGAGAAGCAAUGGCGACAGAAUCCCCGCGCCGCCCGAGUCGCUGCACUGGAGGAGCGGUGGUCCGCCCGCAGGCUGUCACGGAACAGUCAUAUAUGGAAAGUGUUGUUACUUUUCUUCAAGACGUUGUGCCACAGGCCUACAGUGGCACUCCUCCAGCAGAAGAAAAGGAGAAGAUCAUUUGGGUCAGAUUUGAGAACGCGGAUUUGAACGAUACAUCAAGGAAUAUGGAGUUCCAUGAAAUACACAGCACUGGGAAUGAGCCACCAUUACUGCUAAUGAUCGGAUACAGUGAUGGAAUGCAAGUCUGGAGCAUACCUAUCAGUGGUGAAGCUCAGGAACUCUUUUCUGUCCGCCAUGGUCCAGUUCGAGCUGCACGGAUCUUACCAGCCCCACAGAUCAAUGCUCAGAAAUGUGACAAUUUUUCGGAGAAGCGGCCUCUCCUUGGUGUGUGCAAAAGCAUUGGAUCUUCAGGCACGAGCCCACCUUACUGCUGUGUGGACCUUUAUUCUUUACGAACAGGAGAGAUGGUCAAGUCUAUACAGUUCAAAACUCCUAUUUAUGAUCUGCAUUGCAAUAAAAGGAUACUCGUCGUAGUCCUGCAAGAGAAAAUCGCUGCCUUUGACAGUUGCACUUUCACUAAAAAAUUCUUUGUGACAAGCUGCUAUCCCUGUCCAGGGCCAAACAUGAAUCCUAUUGCCCUUGGAAGCCGUUGGCUUGCUUACGCAGAAAAUAAGCUGAUCCGAUGCCAUCAGUCCCGUGGUGGAGCCUGUGGAGACAACAUUCAGUCUUACACUGCCACAGUCAUUAGUGCUGCCAAAACGAUAAAGACUGGGCUCACCAUGGUGGGGAAAGUCGUCACGCAGCUGACGGGGACGCUGCCUUCGGGAGCAACCGAAGAGGAAAUUUUAGCUCAUAGCAAUGUUCGCCGGAGCCCUCUGGUGCCUGGGGUCAUCACCAUCAUUGAUACGGAGACUGUGGCAGAAGGACAGGUACUUGUCAGUGAGGACUCUGACAGUGAUGGUAUUGUGGCCCACUUCCCCGCACACGAAAAGCCGAUUUGCUGCAUGGCUUUUAACCCCAGUGGGAUGUUGCUGGUCACUACUGACACGUUAGGCCACGAUUUCCAUGUUUUUCAAAUACUGACACAUCCUUGGUCAUCAUCACAAAGUGCCGUCCAUCAUUUGUAUACACUUCACAGGGGAGAGACUGAAGCCAAAGUACAGGAUAUCUCCUUCAGCCACGACUGUCGCUGGGUGGUGGUCAGCACGCUUCGGGGCACUUCCCACGUUUUUCCCAUCAAUCCUUAUGGGGGACAGCCCUGUGUCAGGACACACAUGUCACCGCGGGUGGUGAACCGCAUGAGCCGCUUCCAGAAGAGCGCAGGGCUGGAAGAGAUCGAGCAGGAGCUGACAUCUAAACAGGGAGGCCGCUGCAGCCCCGUUCCAGGCCUGUCAAGCAGUCCUUCUGGCUCACCGCUCCACGGUAAAUUGAACAGCCAGGACACGUACAAUAACUUCACAAACAACAACCCUGGGAACCCUCGCCUGCUGCCGCUCCCCAGUCUGACCGUGGUGUUGCCUCUGGCUCAAAUCAAGCAGCCAAUGACGUUAGGGACCAUCACCAAACGCACAGGACCUUACCUGUUUGGAGCAGGAUGUUUUUCCAUAAAAGCUCCAUGCAAAACCAAACCGGCUCCACAAAUUUCACCCAGUAAGUCUGUGGGAGGAGAGUUUUGUGUCGCUGCAGUCUUUGGAUCAUCGAGGUCGUGGUUUGCAAACAAUGCUGGGCUGAAAAGAGAAAAAGAUCAAUCAAAGCAGUUUGUAGUGGAGUCACUGUACAUCAUCAGCUGCUACGGGAGCCUCGUGGAGCAUGUGUUGGAACCACGUCCGCUCAGCACUGCUCCCAAGAUCAGUGAUGACACCCCUCUGGAAAUGAUGACGUGCCCGAGAGCCAGCUGGACUUUGGUUAGAACUCCUCAGUGGAAUGAGCUCCAACCACCAUUUAAUGCAAACCAUCCACUGCUGCUGGCUGCCGAUGCAGUACAGUACUACCAGUAUCUUCUUGCUGGCUUGGUUCCACCAGGGAGCCCUGGGCCUAUCACUCGACACGAGUCCUAUGACAGCUUGGCAUCCGACCACAGCGGGCAGGAGGAUGAAGAGUGGCUGUCACAGGUCGAGAUAGUGACCCACACCGGGCCCCACCGGCGCCUCUGGAUGGGCCCUCAGUUCCAGUUUAAAACCAUCCACCCCUCAGGCCAGACCACCGUCAUCUCAUCCAGCUCCUCAGUGCUGCAGUCACACGGUCCCAGCGACACCCCGCAGCCGCUUCUGGACUUCGAUACAGAUGAUCUUGAUCUCAACAGUCUCAGGAUUCAGCCGGUUCGUUCAGAACCUGUUAGCAUGCCCGGCUCAUCGCGUGCUGUUUCUGAUCGCAGAGGAGUUUCAACAGUGAUUGAUGCAACUUCAGGUGCCUUUGACCGGAGCGUGACCCUGCUGGAGGUGUGCGGGAGCUGGCCCGAGAACUUCGGUCUCCGUCACAUGUCUUCCAUGGAGCACACUGACGAGGGCCUCCGGGAGCGCCUGGCCGAUGCGAUGUGCGAAUCCCCCAGCAGGGACAUAGUGGGAUCAGGAACAGGUACAAAGAAGAGGUGUGAUCAGAGAUCACGUACAUCUCACCCAAUGCAAUCUCUCCAUGUGUGGAGUAAACCCAGCAUUUCUGUAAGCUCAGCUCUGUGUGUGUUGGAUGUUUGGCAUCCUAGCAUUGAAAUAAGGCACUUGAAAUGAAAUGUGCAGUCUCCGAGGGGUUCUGAUGUGCAGAAGUCUCAGUCUACGUCCCCCUGGUGAUCCCCUGCCUUCCAUAUUCCUGCUCUACCUGCAGCAUCCUGCACCUGCUUUCCAAGAUGCCAGCUUCCAUCUCCAAGUGCAUCACGUUAACAAACUCUACGUGGACUCAGCACUGGAGUUACCAUAAGGUAGUCUGACAGCAGCUAAUAUUUUACAUAGGCCAUGGAGCUUCAGAGGAGCUGUACAGGCAGUGGUUGCAAGUCUUCUUGACUUUGCAAAUUUAAUGUGGGUGCUCCCAUGGUGUCUCAACAUUUUGAAAGAUGCAGCAGGAUGAAAUGCUUUUAAUACGGGGGUUGGUUUUCAGUGUUCAAGUGCCACAGUGCUGCAUUUGUUUGGAAAAACGAGUUCUUGGGGCAGGUCUGGGGAGGCCACAUGGAGCACUGCAGGGAAUGGUCCCUGAGCUGAGCAGGUUGAGAGAGCUUGGAGACAUGGCAGUGAUCAUCCUCCUUUUUAAGCGUGAAAAGAGAUCUGUUGAGUGCUGAGUGCUUGCACUUCAAUGUAUUGAAGCUCAUUGUGUGCCAGCGUACCCAGCCCUGCUGGUCCUGCUGCAGGGUGCGGGUUGAGCAGGGCUUUAUGCUGAGCUCCCUUCUCUGCGUGAUAGUGCAUCACAAGAGCAAAAUGAAAAUGUUUAAGUAACCCCUUCUUUAGGGAGUGUUGUGUAAAUUGCAAACAGUUUAAGAGAUCCUCAGGACUUGCACUGUGUUAAUACAAACUGCCUUUUAGUGUUCACUCUGUAUAGGAUCCUUUUGAAUGAGAAUCCAGAUGGCAGAAGAUACAUAAUUAUUAUUCAUUGCACUUAAUAAGUAACAUUCGGGAGCCCCAGUCUGCUCUGCAAGUCCCCUGUGAUGGGCAUUGAGCAAAUAUACAAGUAACAAUUAGUCCUUGCUGCAGAGUAUUUCACAAUUUCAGCUCCAGAGAAGGAGGUGAGAGGAACCUGAGCGUUCAUCAGGGAGCGAGGAGCAGGCCAUGGCUUGGGGCACGUCUGCAGGGAGUGCUCUGCUCAGGAAGGAAGGGAGAAAGUUAUCUGAGAUUGUAAAGCAGGGCUCUCACUUCGGCCUUGUAGCUGCUGCUGCAAAACGUGACUGGGGAGAGGCACAGCAUGCCUGCUGCUUCCCCAAACAGCCCAUGGGAAAUGCCCUCUUUGCCUUGCACCCUGUGCCCAGCCCACAUCCCGCAUCCACCCCAUGUCCUGGCUCAGGGGCCGGGAAGCUGCUGCCCAGCAGCCCCAGCUCAUAGGGGAGCCCAAAAACUUCCCUGAAUUAAUUGCAAUGAAUGACAGCACCAAAAUCAAGGAGAUGCGAGCCCUGCCGGCCAUUACCCCGCUUCCUGCAUUCCUGCUUGUUAAUUGUAUAAUUCCUAACGAGUCUUGAUGCAUCCGAUGGACUUUCCAAUACGUGCUCACUCUGAUGCUUCCUCCCCUCCCCUCCCUCCCUCAGCAGAGACCUCGUUCCUUUAAAAACCCCAUCCUUAAAAAUCAGAAAUACUCAGCCCAGAGAAAGGAAAAGGGAACUUGACAUUAGUUGAGCUUGAAAGGCUUGGUGCUGUGAAAAGUGACUGACGUGUGAAAAGAGGCUACAAUUAGUUCUUUCCCCGAGCGCUCUCCCAUUCAGCGCAGGGUCACUCCUUCAGCGAGCCGCGGCUUUGAGGGUAAUGUGUUGUGACAGUUUGAGAUGAUGAAGAAUAAUUCUUGUAUUCAGAGUUGCUGCCGCUUCCCCGCUGCCCCGACACAUCAGGCUGCUGUCGUUGGAUCACUCAUCCCGGCCAGGGCUCGCACAGCACUGGGGACGAGAGGGGAAGGGCGGCUCUGCUGGCACGGGGGGCUCCGGGGGGGUCUGAAAUGGUGCGUGACCGCCUGGUGUAGGGGAGGGGGCUGAGGAGAAAGGGAAAACCAUUAGAAGAAAUAAUGCACGGGAGAGGAGAUUUUUGAGUAGGCAUAAAGGAGAUACCACGGCUUCGAGUGGACCGCUGCGGCGAGAGCACAGAUCAGAAAGGCAGCAUAAUUUAUGAGUGUUCCGGGCAAAAGAGGGCUAUAUAGAUUUUCUUCAGGCAUUGAAUUAAUGCGCCACAUAAAAUGGUUUCACAUUUAGGCUUGGCAGGACUUUCUCUCUUUCUAAUCCGUUGACAGUUCCUAGAGCUUUCUGGAAGCGACGGCGGUCUCUGUGGGAUAGGGGGUCAUCGUGCCCCACACCCCGAGCAUCCCGGGCUGCUCCUCCUCUUCCCCAUCCCCACAUCAUCUCUGGGCUCUGGGGAGGCAGAGUGGCUCAGCUGCCAGUUCGGGGACAAGAUCACAGGAGGUUGAUGCUGCUGGUGCUGCUGCCCGGGCAUCACACUCACUGUGGGCUGGGGGGUAACAGCAGCAGUUCCCCCGUUGCAGGCACAGUGCUGCCAGCUGCCCUGCAGUGACUCUCCUCAUGGCUUCAGCAGAUGUUGCUGCUGCUGCUCCUUCAUCUUCUUUUCCUGUCUGUGGUUUUUUCUCUUUUUUUUUUUUAGGCCAGGCAGAACUCUGCGAGCCGUUUCCUCCAGGGACACGGGGCAGGUUUUAGUAUUUACGUUUCCAGUAUUAGCAUCUAUUUGUAUUUGUGUUUGUUUUUCACGGGCUUUCGAAUGCCUCAGGGAGCCAUUUCUGGGCCCAAAAUCAUGCAAGUGCUGGUCUUCUCACAGUAUUUCAUUUCCUUGAUGGUGGAAACGCAAGGAGAAGAGCAGGUCUCAUGUUAUUUUGACCCCAUGAAUAGCUCCCAGGGGCCCCUUUCUUCCUUCUCCCACCCACUCUCCCCCCAGAUCAAAUAUUUAGGUUUCUGCAAAGCCUGACUUCUCAACCCUGGCUAUCUUGCUUCAGCAGAAGCAAAUUGCAGUUAUUACAAAAUAGCCAGAGAGUCUAUAAGGCAGAGUGGGUUUGAUACGAUGCACAAUUUGUUGGCUACCGUACAAGUUCAUUAUAGUGCAUCAUAAGCAGUUGUUUUACUGGUACAUUUAAGGAAGUUAAUGCAUCUCGACAGUGUGUGCACGGGGGAGUGCAGACACAAUAACCCUCAGACAUGCUGGGGCCGAGGCUGUCCAUGGCAGAACUCAGCCACAGCUGCACAGCCCUCACCCUGCACUGCAUCCCCAGCUCUCCUGGCUGUGUUCCUUCCCAGCGGACGUUCUCCUGGCACACAGGGCUGGUGGGCUCACCUCCUUCCAGUGGUGUGGGGCUGUGCUGUGGUCAUGCUGUUGUGCUGCAGUUCAGGUGUGGGGGCUGCUUCCCUCUGAACCCAGAGCAGGCUCUAGGGCUGGAAAACUUGCCUGGCAGCAGCGAGGGGAGCUCCCUGCUCCCAGCAAAGCACUGUGCCCAUCCUGUACCUCCGUUUUCCCAGCUGGCAUCAGCCUCCACAGUGCCACCCCCUGGCAGGCCCCGCAGAGGUGACACAGCUGCCACAGCCCCAGCAUGCAGCAUCCCCCAGAUCCCAUCCCAUGGCCAUCAGUGAGGCCACAGCGAUGCACAGGAUGGGAUGGAGCACAAGAAACGCACCCCCGCUGCCUUUUGCUUCAGUUACUGCAAAAACAACACGAACCUGAAAAUCCAUUAGAGCCAAAAAAGAGCCAGGGGACAUUGGGAGCAGCUCCACAGCACGAGGCUGGGAUGCAGUGAGUGAGUGGCUCUGCCCAUGGCUGCCCGGUGCAGGCGUGACGUGGGGUGGUAACCAGAGCCAGCUGUGCAGGGGAGAGAAAAGUGCCAAAUCAGACAGGAUAAGCACAACAUUAGUGUGGGAUACACUGCUCAGUUCUGAUUCAAAUUACUGUUUUUACUUCCUGAACUCAUGGGAGAGUGAGGAUGUGAGGAAAAUGAAGAGGUUUAUGCAUGCACAUUCCUUAACGAAACACUGGUGUGGAAUGGUGAUUAAUACAGCUGAUGUAAUUAUCAGCACUGCUUGGAGAGUGACCCAUUUCCUGCAGGUUUGUUCUCCAUCUACCCUGGGCAGGCUGUCCCCACUGCAGGGCACUCAUCCCCACUGCAGCACCUCCGGACACAGGGCUGUGUCUCGCAGCCCUGGUGGUGGCUCUGGGAGAUGCCUUUUGUUUAGAUGACCUUCUGCUUUUGCCAUAUACUUUGCCUAUGGACACAUCCCUUAUCUCAGUCCAUCGCAGCAAAUGUCUGCAGAGCACUGUGCCCAAACCUCUGGCCUGUGCCCUGUCCCCUGUGUGUGCUUAGGUUCUGCUUGAUCUCAUGGCUGUGUGUCGCUGCUGAGCGUCAGGCAAGGUGAUGCUGCCCAGCUGCGCCGCUGCACACUGCCUCUCAGUCAGCUGCAGGGUUCAAGUGGCUCACAGGGAGGGCACGGCUGCAGACAGUGCUCUGUGCACACAAAAAUCCUCGUGCUGCAAGAUUAGAGAGUGGGAAGGACUUUGAGAGGUCAGCAAGGGCAGGAGGUGGCACGGUGAGUGCAACUGGGAGGGGGAGAGCUUCGGUGAGUUCUCUUGCUGUAGGGUGCAUAGCAAUGGGGGCGUUUUCUGCUCCCUCACAGAAGCAGGCACUGAUGCCCGGUUUUGUAGGAAGUCCCUACUGGGGAGUUAAGGACGUUCCCUCCUCUGCCUCCCUGCCCUUCGCACCCUGCUCAGUUCAGCUGUGAGCACACCCACACCUGGAUCCUGCAAGCCCCAGGUGGUUGGCCGCACUGAUGCCCACCUAACAGCACUCGGGGUUCUUUUAUCUGAAACACUAACCAGGGCCUCUUCUGUCUUCCUGUUGCAGAGCUUCAGCGAGAGGGAAGCAUAGAGACGCUCAGUAACAGCUCCGGGUCCACCAGUGGAAGUA